AUGGCUAGUCCGGUUAUCCCCGCGGAAGACCAGAGCCGUCUCCUCGAGGAGGCAUUGGGGGUCGUACGGCAACAGUCGCAAAUGAUGCGAAGGUGCCUGGAGACUCCCGGCAAGCUUAUGGAUGCGCUCAAAUGCGGGUCGACUUUGGUGUCUGAGUUGCGGACUCCCAGUUUAGGCCCCAAGCAAUACUACGAACUGUACAUGGCCGUGUUCGAUGCGCUGCGACACCUCUCCGUUUACCUGAAAGAAAACCACCCUGUCAACCAUCUGGCCGACCUUUACGAGCUGGUCCAGUACGCCGGUAACAUCGUCCCGCGACUGUACCUUAUGAUCACGGUGGGCACGGUCUACAUGUCUGUCGAGGAUGCCCCGGUCAAGGAGAUCAUGAAGGACAUGAUGGAGAUGAGCAGAGGUGUGCAGCAUCCGAUCCGCGGGCUGUUCUUGAGAUACUACCUCUCCGGCCAAGCGAGAGAUCACCUGCCCACUGGAACUGGCGACGGGCCUGAAGGCAACAUGCAGGACUCAAUCAGCUUUGUCUUGACCAACUUCGUGGAAAUGAACAAAUUGUGGGUGCGACUUCAGCACCAGGGGCCGUCCAGGGAACGCGAAAAGAGAAUGCAGGAGAGACGGGAGUUGGAGCUGCUUGUAGGCAGCAACAUAGUGAGACUCAGCCAAUUGGUAGACCUCGAAGGCUACAAGAAUGGGAUUCUACAGGCGCUUUUGGAGCAGGUGGUGCAGUGUCGCGAUGUUCUGGCGCAGGAGUAUCUGCUUGAAGUCAUCACCAAGGUUUUCCCCGAUGAAUUCCACCUCCAUACCCUGGACCUGCUGCUUUCUGCAAUCGCUAGACUCAACCCACUUGUUGAUCUGAAGAAGAUUGUUAUCGGGCUUAUGGAUCGCUUGUCGGCCUAUGCAGCACGAGAGGAGUCCACCGCUGACCCCGACGCCCGCAAGCAGACCGAGGAGGAAGCCGUCACAAAACUUCUCCAGAAGCUCGAAGUUUCCGGUGAGCCCAAGAAAGAGGAAACGGCCGAAGAUGCAAGCGCUACCCAAGAGAAUGGCGUCGAGCAGUCCAAAGAGACAGACGAAUCUGCCAAAAAGGAGGAAGAGUCUCCUGCAAAUGGCGACGGCGAAAAUGGCACAAAAUCUGGUGUUCCUGCUGAUGUCAAGCUGUACGACAUAUUUUACGAGCAGGUGGUCAACCUGAUCAAGACCCGUGGCCUGCCAAUUCAGGAUACCAUGGCACUCCUUGUGUCUCUGGUCAAUCUUGCAUUGAAUACCUAUCCUGACCGAUUAGAAUACGUCGACCAGAUUCUUGACUUUGCUACGCAAAAGACAGCCGAAUACGCUGACCACGCAGACUUACACUCUGCGCCAGCGCAACAGAACCUCCUGCACCUCCUUCUCGCACCAAUCCGCUCCUAUGUUUCCAUAUUCACCGCUCUGGCUUUGCCACACUAUAUCCCACUCCUGUCUUCUCAAUCCUACACUACCCGGCGCUCUGUCGCUGGUGAGGUUGCUCGCAAUCUGCUUAAGAACCGAACUCUGAUCGCAACAACGGACAACCUCGACCGUGUGUUGCAGGCUCUCAAGGUGCUGAUCAAGGAAGGCACGCAACAGGCCAUGGGAUACCCUGGAGCAGUGCAGUCCCAGCGACGAGGCGGAGAAACCGAUGAGACUGUCGAGGAGCAAGGAUGGCUCGCGAGAUUGGUCCACCUGAUUCAGGCACCGGAAAACGAUACUCAACUGAAGCUUCUUCAAGCAACCCGCAAAGCUUAUGCUGAUGGCAAUGAGCGGAUCCGGUAUACUUCCCCAGCAAUCAUCACUGCUUCGAUACGAUUGGCCCGCAAGCUCAAGUCCCGCGAGCACUACGACGACAACUGGCAGUCACAGUCUUCGGCACUCUACCGGUUCAUGCACCAAUGUGUCAACAACCUCUACCAGCGUGUCAAUCCCGGGUGCGCGGACUUGGCUCUGCGCCUGUUCGUGAUGUGUGGUGAAGUGGCCGACCAGACAGGCUUCGAAGAAUUCAGCUACGAGUUCUUUGCGCAGGCAUUCACGAUCUACGAGGACUCGAUCAGUGACUCGCGCGCCCAGUUCCAGGCUGUAUGUAUCAUUGCAGGUGCACUCCACGGAUCGCGGGGUUUCUCCAAGGAGAACUACGACACACUCAUCACAAAGGCUGCACUGCACGGCAGCAAGCUGCUCAAGAAACCCGAUCAAUGUCGCGCGGUGUAUCUGGCGAGCCACCUCUGGUGGGUGAUUGAGAAUCCUCAACGAGGCGAAGAGGAUCCUAAGAAUCUCUACCGCGACGGAAAACGUGUUCUCGAAUGUCUUCAACGGGCUCUUCGCGUUGCAGAUGCCUGUAUGGACACUGCCGUGUCCGUGGAGCUCUUUGUUGAGAUUCUAAACCGCUACGUUUACUACUUUGACCAGCAAAAUGAGACCGUCACCACCAAAUACCUCAACGGGCUCAUUGAGCUUAUCCACUCCAACCUACAGACUAGCGAGGAUGAACCGAACCCCAGCCUCGAGAGUCCCAAGCGCCACUUCCAGCGUACCCUGGAGUAUAUCCGGUCGAGAGAUUACGAGGGAGUCGUGACGGAGGCUAGACAGUAG
Messenger RNA from Aspergillus wentii DTO 134E9, 2616 nucleotides. Its product is annotated as vacuolar protein sorting-associated protein 35. Gene Ontology annotation, biological process: retrograde transport, endosome to Golgi; intracellular protein transport. The coding region runs from base 1 to 2616 and encodes 871 amino acids. Lineage: Eukaryota; Fungi; Ascomycota; Eurotiomycetes; Eurotiales; Aspergillaceae. The transcript has 5 exons. The record is from RefSeq and is a predicted model, not a curated record. Gene Ontology annotation, cellular component: retromer, cargo-selective complex; late endosome; retromer complex.